ACCGUUAAGGUUUGGGAGAUAUCCAGCCAAACUUGUCUCAGAACCUUGGAAGGCCAUACUGAAGAAGUUCAAUGUUUAGCAUUAGCUCAAUCAACGCUCGCAUCAGGAAGUUGGGACAAAUCUAUAAUCGUGUAUGAUCUUACAGAAGAUUAUAAUAUUAAACGCAAACUAUUUGGUCACACGGCUGGAAUCAUAUCCAUAGAAAUAAGUUCAAACGAAAUCCUUCUUUUUUCUGGAUCUGUAGAUAAAACAAUUAGAAUAUGGAACAUUAACACCGGCGACUGCUUACAUAGAUUGUAUGGUCAUGAUAGUACAGUGGGUGCGUUAACGCUAGUCCCUCAAUCUCCCUUCACUGAUGAUCAAGAUGAUCUAUAUUGGCUUGUUUCUGGUUCGAAUGAUACAAACAUUUUCAUGUGGGAUAUUGAUCAAUCGAGCCUAAUUCAGAAAACUCAAUCAACGAAACCUCAAAUCGUUAGAAGACUAGAAGGGCAUGCGAGAGCGGUAACCUGCUUGGCCUGGCAUAAAGAUAUAAUAAACCAAAUUAUAGAUCACAAUCAAAGACAUUUAGAUUAUUCAGAUCCGAUCCAUAUCAGUACUAUGCAAUUUCUAUCUUCUAGUUCAUCCAGUUCAUCUCCUCAAACAAAUAAUGAAGAUAAUGAAAAUGAUAUGGAUUUGGAUUCUCAUGCAUCACCAUCUAAUAGUUACGAUCAAGAUACAAAUAAUGAUCAUGAAAAUGCUCCUCAAAAUUUUCACAAUAAUUUUCAUUCUCGAAAUUCUUUAUUAUCUACGAAUACGAACAAUACAGUACCCUCACCACCUCUUAGCCCUAAUAGCGAUUCCAUGCAAUUAAGUGAUUUAGAGAAACCGUCAAUUACACAAACUAUUUUGUCUGCAUCUGCAGAUUCUACUAUCCGUAUGUGGAAUCUUUUUACCGGUAAACAACUUCUUUAUGCUAACGACCAUACCGACACAGUUUGGCAGAUUCAAUGUAAUCCGUCACGCCUUGUUUCCGUUUCUUCUGAUGGAUUCGUCAAAAUGCGCAAAUGGCGAUGUAAUCACAGCCAUGUUGAAAACCAACAAGCAGGAUUCGACUCCUUAAUCACUCCGGGAAUUCAAAAAUGCUUUAAACUUUCCUGUCCUGCAAUAACACUCACUCAAGUUGACCGUGGUGUGACGUGUUUUAAAAUGACGUAUGAAUGGUUGGUCUGUGGAACGGAAGAUGGCGUUCUUAUAGCACUGAAGUUCAUUGAAUCUCAAAACUAA
Molecule: messenger RNA, 1263 nt
Organism: Racocetra fulgida
Lineage: Eukaryota; Fungi; Glomeromycota; Glomeromycetes; Diversisporales; Gigasporaceae
Source: the annotation of a GenBank genome assembly